Molecule: messenger RNA, 1386 nt
Organism: Symbiodinium pilosum
Lineage: Eukaryota; Dinophyceae; Suessiales; Symbiodiniaceae
Source: the annotation of a GenBank genome assembly
AUGCCACUGGAGGCAGUCAUGAUCUGCCUGGACAAUUCGGACUAUACAAGGAAUGGCGACUAUAUGCCCACUCGCUUCGAUUCACAAACUGAUGCAGCCAACCUUUUGUGUGGUGCAAAGACAAAUCAGAAUCCAGAGAAUGCCGUCGGAAUCUUGGCUAGUGCCGGAGACCGCAUUGAGGUUAUGGUGACCCCAACUCCAGAUCUGGGAAGACUGGUGACCGAGCUAAACAGAGUUACAAUCGGUGGCAGCAGCGAUUUACUCCGCGCCAUCCAAACCGCGCAGCUGGCUCUCAAGCACCGGCAAAACAAAAAGCAGAAACAGAGGAUCAUCGCGUUCGUCGGCAGCCCUGUGACUGCGACAGAGAAGGAGCUGGAGACCUUGGGCAAGAACCUCAAGAAGAAUAGUGUUGCCUUAGACCUGGUCAGCUUUGGCGAAGUAGAGGAGAAUGCGCCAAAGCUGGAGAAGCUCAUGAACGCCCUGAACAGUCAGGAUACCUCGCACCUGCUGGAGGCGCCCGUUGGGCCAAAGCUCCUCAGCGACAUCCUCCUCUCAUCACCGAUUGUGAAUCCCGAGGGGGAGGCUGGUGCAGGCGGCGAGGGUGGCGAAGCCGGCUUUGAGUUCGGCAUCAACCCCAACGAAGAUCCGGAGUUGGCGCUGGCUCUCCGCAUCUCCAUGGAGGAGGAAAGAGCCAGGCAGCAGGCUGCCGGUGGCGAGGCACCUGCAGGAGGGGAAGCUGCCCCAGCCGGUCAGGCGCCGGCAGCCGCAGCACCUGCUCCAGCUUCAGGGGAGACGGCUCCAGCAGCGUCGCUGCCCGUAGCUCCCGAUGCUGCAGUGAUGGAAGCCAUGGGAAUGGAGGACAUGGACGACGAGCUGCGACAGGCGCUGCUACUCUCCAUGCAAGAGAUGGACGGCGGGUCAGCAGCGCCGGCAGCGGCCCCGGCGACGGCGCCAGCAGCAAACACGGCACCUGCAGCAACAGCCCCAGCCUCGCAGGCUCCAGCGGCUGCGGGGCUCGAAGGCAUGGAGGACAUGGAUGAUGAGCUCCGACAAGCACUGCUUCUUUCCAUGCAAGAGGAGACAGCGGCAGCAGCAGCCCCAGCCGAUGCGCAGGCCUCCGCCCCAAAGCGAAAAGCAGAGGAAUUGGCGGAGGAUGCCGAGAUGAAACCGGCAGCCUCGUCGGACAAGCCCGCAGAGGGCGGCGAGGCCGUCUUGGACGGCAGAUGGCUACAGGAUCCCAGUUUCGUCCAGGAGUUACUAGGUUCGCUGCCUGGCGUCGAUAUCGAUGAUCCACGAAUUCAGGAUGCUUUGAAGGAGGUGAGUGGCGGAGCCCCGCCAAAGAAGGAUGGAGAUGGCUCAGACGACAAGAAGGAGGACAAGAAGUGA